CAACUACCCUUUCAACUAACAUGUUUCGUACUUUACCUUACCAUCGCACUCGCCUUUCGUGUUUUUUUUUCCUGUUUAGUUGAGUGAGGGAUUUAGCUUGAACCAAUUCAGAUUAAAGUGCUGUGGUCAAAAAAUUUUUUUUUUUUCAAUUUGGUGAACUCGCCAGUGAAUAUCAUCCGGUCAAUCAUUAUUUUGUAGUGCAACACUUAAGUCUUGGUAUAUCGUUGAACAAAUUUCCAUUCAAUGCAAAGAAGCGAAAUGAAGAGAAUGGCUAAAAGAAAAUGCGAACUGUGGAUUUCGAAUAAUAAAGUGUUAGUCGGUAGCGGUAACAGUAAGAAACCGCAUGCGCGCAAUCCAAACUUCGAGACCGAAGAGACGAAAUUGUUGAUAUCGUUAUGGGGCGAUCCGGUUGUACAGAAAACAUUAAUCACCACACACAAGAAGCAUCCCGUUAUACAGAAAUUGGCUGUGAGUCUUUAUGUUUUUGCAGCAUAUGCAUAUCAACCUUGGGAAUAUGGGGAAAUGUGACGUUGUUCGGCGGGGUUAUGUUUACGUUUUUUGUUUUCAUUUUCAAGCCCGUUUUAAACAGUUUUCCCAUUUAUUGUUUCAAGGUGCAAUCGGUUCAAGGACAAAAUGCGCGAGCACGGAUACUACCGUUCGGCCGAAGAAAUCAACACCAGAAUCAAGAACCUAAAAUGCUUCUACAAUCGCAUCAAAAAAGACGUCGAAUUAGGCGUCAUAUCCGAGCCCACAUGGAAGCAUUAUCAGGCAAUGGAAGAGAUUAUAACCCGUCCGGUAUUCGGCAAUCGGGUCCAGCAACCACACCUGUACAACGCACUGCAACAACAAAAAACUAAUUCGCAGGACGCGAAAUAUUCGUGGAUUAAGAAAAUGGAAGCGGAAGACGACUCGAAUGAAUUGAGACCGGAAGAUUUGCUGUCGGUCGAAGAAGAGCCAGAUGAUGAAGAUGAUGACGAUAACAAUGAGUAUGAUGAGGAUGAUGACGGUGAAAUGGAUUUCGAGGAUGCGUCGCUAGUACCAAAAGAGGAACCGAUUGACAUCGAUGAUGAAGCAGCGAGUGAUGUCGCGGACGCCGAUGACAUUUUCCCGAAACUGUCACAAUACCUUCAGUUAGCAAGCAACCAGCAGCUGGAAUCAAAGAAACGGGCAACAUCUCCGAAAAUAAGCGACAUCAAAAUCAAACAAUCGCCUCCGUCAACACCAGCCACUCCAACUCCUGUAUCAACCCCGACGCCAACCGCUAUCACAUCAACGGUAACAACGACAGCACCAGUCGUUAUCAAGCCCACCACUCAGUCCAGUAAAAUUUCGUUGGUACCGACAAACAUUCUCAUGAAACCUACCGCCACAUCCCUUCCGCAAUCAUCGCUGAAUUUUAGUCCUCAAUUGUUCUGCGCCAAAUCAGCAUCUGGCACUCAAACCGUGUACACAACGACCAGUAACGGUGUGCCAAUGAAAGUGUUGCUGGUAAAUGCACUGCAAACGCCGAAACGAUUACCCACGCAGCAAACUCCACCGUUACUGCUGCCGAAAACCGUAACAACAACGGCGACCAAACUGACCACCACGACAGGAAUCGUAGAUAGUAGCAAAACGGUCAAUAAAUUACCAACGACCGAGAGUUUGACUCAACGGAACGGAAUCGGUGGCAAUGUGCAGAUAAACAAGUCAUUCAUUUCUAACCGAGAAAGUCGGAACGAAACUCGCGGCUUUAAAGGUCUAUUGCAUCGGCUGAUUAACAUCCAGAACGAAUCGCUUGGUAUAAGCAAACAACGACUGAAGAUCGAGAGACAAAGAUUUGAGUUUGAGCAAAAUAUUGGAAAGAAAUUGUUGAGUGUACUGACGAAAAUGGCCAGCAACGGUACAAGUGAUCCGAACAAUAGUACCGCUGUCGAUGCUGAUAAAUCGUAAAAUAUCAUUCCGCACGUGAUUACCGAGAAUAAAUGGAGUAAUUGCUUCACACAAACUGAACAAAGAAUU
This is a messenger RNA of Bradysia coprophila, 2001 nucleotides long. RefSeq lists its product as uncharacterized. NCBI's taxonomy places the organism in Eukaryota, Metazoa, Arthropoda, Insecta, Diptera, Sciaridae. Gene Ontology annotation, cellular component: nuclear body. The record is from RefSeq and is a predicted model, not a curated record. Gene Ontology annotation, biological process: positive regulation of DNA-templated transcription.